Cantharellus anzutake is the source of this 746-nucleotide messenger RNA. RefSeq lists its product as uncharacterized. Lineage: Eukaryota; Fungi; Basidiomycota; Agaricomycetes; Cantharellales; Hydnaceae. The record is from RefSeq and is a predicted model, not a curated record. The coding region runs from base 122 to 616 and encodes 164 amino acids. The transcript has 2 exons.
AGAGUGUCCAAGCGGUUCCGCUCCACGUCCGAACAAAGUGGUUACCAUUGAGUCCAACGAACCCGCUGAACUCCACAUCCCCCAGCAGUCACGCAACAAAACCUCAGUGCUAAAGAGCGCGAUGCUCAAGAGUCCCCUGAUAGACACGCGAAGGAUGAAGAGGUUGCAGGCACACACUAUGGGACCACCCAGCGCACCUGCAUUAGCAGUGCCUCGGUCACAAAAUGGAUAUUGUAAAGGAAUACGAAGCAAAAUCCCUUCAUACAGCUCUGAUGGGGACGGACGAGAAGAGGAUGUAAGAGCUGUUCGUGGCGCGCGGGUCAAUCCGAUCCUGGAGCACAUUCAUAAACCAGGGAUCGCAUGCCUCAACCGACACCGGUUCCCCAGAGGGAGGUGGAACAAUGGGCAGCCAGAAGAUUUGUAUUGUCGGAUUGCAGUGGAUGGUGGAUCUGACAUCGCCCCCAGACUUGAUUUGGAGCAUAAGCGCAUUGACGAACCACUCCCCUCACCUCAAAAGGAAGAAUCUGCCCCCCCCCCCAAGGAUGAUCUUCUCCGGGAUGAGGACCCUAUUCCCAUUGAGGUCAAAAGAGAUGCAACCAUGCUCCUAUGCGAUUGAGGUUUGCAACCACCACCCACAGGGAUGCGUGGGUUCGGAAUCUAGGGAUUCCUACAGGGGAUCGGUGCGAGAAUUGUUGGCCAAACGCGGCUAAGCGUGCCUCUUGAUGCGUUGGAGAACCGCAGCGGUA